Molecule: messenger RNA, 3549 nt
Organism: Scatophagus argus
Lineage: Eukaryota; Metazoa; Chordata; Actinopteri; Scatophagidae
Gene: pdia8
Product: protein disulfide isomerase family A, member 8
Exons: 13
Coding region: 285-1772 (495 amino acids)
Biological process (GO): protein folding; response to endoplasmic reticulum stress
Cellular component (GO): cell surface; endoplasmic reticulum
Molecular function (GO): protein disulfide isomerase activity
Source: RefSeq, a predicted model, not a curated record
AACAGCACAUUUAGUGCCUCAAUUGUGUGAGUGAAAUCGAAAUAUUGCAAAGAUUAGCUUUCCUUUAAAGAUUUACAACUCUUUUCAGUGUUGGACUUCUGCAAUAUUCAACUUCUGUUCCAAACAAACAUUUUAAUUUGCAGUUUGUCACCGGAAACUUGAGUUUCUUUCGACCGCUUUGACCCCUGUGUAGUAAGGAGGGUGUCUUCGGUCUCAAACGGUUACCGUCUCUUUCUUGCCCUGUUCAUUUUCCCACCUUAAAUCAUCACUCGUUUCUCUUCAUAAUGGCGGCCGUUGUCCGCCUCCUUCCCGCCGUCACGUUCUCGCUGUUAUCUUGUUUUCCCUCCGCGGUGUCCUCGCGCAGAGACGUGCUCGAGCUCAGGGACGCAGACUUCGACUACCUGGCAACGGAGCACGAGACCAUGCUGGUGAAAUUCUACGCUCCAUGGUGUGGUCACUGUAAGAAGUUAGCCCCAGAGUUUGAGAGAGCAGCGACCCGACUGAAGGGAACCGUCCAGCUGGCAAGGGUGGACUGUACAGCUAACUCAGAGACCUGUGGUCGUUUCGGGGUUUCUGGUUACCCCACUCUGAAGAUCUUUAGGAGCGGGAAAGACUCUGCCCCUUAUGACGGACCUCGCACCGCAGAUGGGAUAUAUCACUACAUGAAGAAACAGACCGGUCCGGACUCGGUUCACCUGAAGUCUGAAGAAGACCUGCAGACCUUCAUCAACCACUAUGAUGCCAGUAUCAUCGGUGUGUUUUCAGGUGCAGACAGCUCUCGCCUGACAGAGUUUCUGAGAGCUGCAGGUCUGCUAAGAGAACAGUUCCGAUUCGCUCACACUACUGACCUGAUGCUGGGCGAGAAGUACGGAGUGAACUCUGAGUGUGUGUUGUUGUUCAGACCUCCCAGACUGGACAAUAAGUUUGAGGACAGCGUUGUGGUCUUCAGAGAUUAUCUGACUAUCGGAUCUCUGAGACGCUUCAUCAGGGAUCACAUUUAUGGACUGUGUCCUCACAUGACUGUGGAGAACAGGGAUCGUCUGAGGGUUCGUGACUUGCUGACAGCGUACUACGACCUGGACUACCAUCACAACGCCCGUGGGUCCAACUACUGGAGGAACAGGGUGAUGAAGGUGGCAUCUAAAUAUGCUGGGCGGGGCCUGACAUUUACAGUAGCCAAUAAGAAGGACUUCUUGUCUGAACUGGAAGAUGACUUUGGUCUGGGAACGUCAGACGGGGGAGAGCUGCCAGUCGUCACGAUCCGGACCAAACUGGGCCACAAGUACACCAUGAGAGAGGAGUUCACGAGGGACGGUCAGUCCUUGGAGAGGUUUCUGGACGAUUACUUCACAGGUCGACUCAAACGUUACAUUAAGUCUGAGCCUGUACCUGAGAGAAACACUGCGGCUGUCAAGGUGGUCGUUGCUGAGUCUUUUGACGCUGUCGUCAAUGAUCCCGAUAAAGACGUUUUGAUCCAGUUUUACUCUCCGUCCUGUCCACACUGCAAGAAACUGGAGCCGGUCUACAGAGAGCUGGCUGACAAGCUGUCUUCUAAUCCGAACGUCGUCAUCGCUACGAUGAACGCUGUCGAUAACGACGUCCCACUGGGUUACGACGUCCACGGGUAUCCAACCAUUUAUUUGGCUCCGGUGGGUAGAAAGGACGAGCCCAUCAGAUACGAGGGGGCUCGAGAGCUCAAAGACUUCCUGAAGUUUCUGAAGCGUGAGGCACGUCACAGUCUGUCGCUCAGCAGCUCGAAGGACGAACUCUGAUGUGUUUUCAUUGAACAGCGGGUCUCCAUGACGACGGACAGGUCAGAGUCCUGAUCCCUCUGACUGACCUGAACCUGAAUCUGGACAAGAGACAUUACCCCAUUAUUACACCAACACCCGUCCACGACAUCACAGACCGCUUCGUUUUGGUUCGUUCUCAUUUUUGGAUGAAGGCACAGUCCCACAGUCAGCUUUUUUUUUUAGCAUGUUGAAAGGCAUUCUGGGAAAUGUAGUGAGUCAGUAAUGACAUUUGUCAGCUAGUUGAACAAACACAAACCCUUUUGAUUCAAGAGGUGACUGUUUGUAUUUGUUCUGCAGUGUUUCACAGUGUGAACGUCAGCUGCCCGGCGGAGACGCUGGAUGUUUGUUCACACACACGUCGUCUUAACUUGCGCGUGAGGACAAAAGUACCAGUUUCUGAGCCUUGAGUGUUUGGUCAGAGCGGUCAUUUUGUGUUUGUGCUGAGUUAAAAUCAGUACAAACAAGCAAUCAAAAUCAAACCCAACCGACUGGUGGAUAAAAAUAUUCCAAUGUUUUCAUUACAUUUCAGACAUGAUGAAAAAUAAGUCACUGCCUUUGAUAAGCUUGAGAUAUCCUGUAAAAUGAAAUGAAGUUAAAAUUCAGUUGAAUUUGGUCUCAGAUUUCUUCGUCUUCCUCCUGACUGCAGUCAGUAGAAGAAGAACCUUAAGUUGUGAUGUGACAUUCGUGUCAUAUCUGACUUAUUAACACACCAUAACUAUGGACCUGGAUCUUUCUAACACAGAACCUGGUUUGUUACGCACAGUGAUUCACAAACUUGAAGGUUUUUUGUAAAACAUUCAGCAAAAUGAAAUCAAAGAAACACUACCUUUAAACAGUUAAUUUCUUCAGUUUCAGGUUUAAUGUUUCUAAUCUGCUUUAUGUUUUCAUGUGAGGGGAUGUUUCGACUCCUGCUGCCUUUAAAUGUCUGCCUGACACUCAGUUUAGUGGUUUAGGAGGACCAACAUCAGACCAACAUGAGGACAACAUGUUAAAACUUGUCAAGUGGACUUUGUGUUGUUCAAACAAGAUGAAAGUGAAACCGUUUUCACAGCAGCUGUCAGUUUAUUUGUCCAUUUCAUCAUCUGUGGAUAUUUAUUUGUGUGUUCUUAUUUAUUACAUUAGCAGAUCUCUUUGUGAUGCAGUGCUGAGCCUUUUUACUGUGAAGACGAGCUCUGCUGUGUUCAAUAAAAGCGACUGACUUGAAGCUGUGACAGCAUGGAAGUCACGUGAUCACCAAUCACCACAGCGAUUAGCAGCUAGAAAAACAUCGAUCAAAGUUGACUCAUGAUACAGAGAAAUGAUAAGUUAACAAAUGGUUUCUUUCCUUUUACCGUGAAGUUUCGUUAUUUUGGUUUGUUUGCUUCUUUGUUUGCAUUUUACUGCUAGCUGUGGUCAUUCGUUAUUUCAACCCUGUUGACUAAUAAACUGAUUUUUUUAUUGAUUAAAAAUGAUGAUGAUGUUAGCUUAAAAGCUAAUAUUUGCUGCUGGAGAUUAUUCAGAGAAAUCUGAAGUUUAAGCUAAUAUGUGGUUCGUUUCAUGUCGCCGUAACUUAAGGGAGACACGGGAAGAAAGUUGUGAUUAAAUGUUAAUAAAAUGUUUAUUUUACUUCCUCUGUCAACAUUUCUGCCUAAGUCACAGCAACAAUGAAGACAACAACUGCCAUGGUCCCGCGCUGUUUCAAUACGCCAUCAAACUACGUGUUUUACUUUAGAGUCCCAUAAAAAAUAAAUAAACCCAUCGUUAAAAACAUUCAAUG